Molecule: messenger RNA, 1858 nt
Organism: Coffea eugenioides
Lineage: Eukaryota; Viridiplantae; Streptophyta; Magnoliopsida; Gentianales; Rubiaceae
Product: dihydrofolate synthetase
Exons: 10
Coding region: 146-1810 (554 amino acids)
Biological process (GO): tetrahydrofolylpolyglutamate biosynthetic process
Cellular component (GO): cytosol; mitochondrion; cytoplasm
Molecular function (GO): ATP binding; tetrahydrofolylpolyglutamate synthase activity
Source: RefSeq, a predicted model, not a curated record
CUUCCUUUUAGCUUGUGUAGUAGUAUUUGGGUUCAGAUCGUUACUCCUUAAAGCCCUAAAAAUAACUCUUUGAAAAAAAAAAGAAGAAGAAGAGAAAAGCCUGGAGCAAAGAGCACUAGAACACGAAGCAAGCUGAACAAAGAAGAUGAAAUCUGUUGGGUUAUUUCAUAGAUUAAGCACAAUUCACAGACAAAUCCCAGCUUCUCCAGCCGUUAAAUUUCUCAAGCAUUCCUACAAUUUAGAUCAGACGCAACCCAUGUGUAUUUUCUCAGAGGAACCAGAACUGAAGGAGUUUAUAGAUUUUAUUGACAACCUCAAGAACUAUGAAAAGGCUGGUGUCCCUAAAGGCGCAGGAACUGACUCUGAUGAUGGGUUCGAUCUUGGAAGGAUGAGGCGGCUAAUGCAACUUCUGGGUAAUCCUCAGUGCAAUUUUAAGGCUGUUCACGUUGCUGGGACAAAGGGAAAAGGGUCAACGGCUGCAUUCCUCUCCAGCAUUUUACGGGCACAAGGGUAUUCAGUCGGUUGCUAUACUAGUCCACAUAUACGAACUAUCAGGGAACGCAUAACACUGGGUGCAUCAGGAGACCCUAUACCUGCAAAGACAUUGAAUCAUCAUUUCCAAAGUUUGAGGAUGGUUCUUGAAAAAGCAAUAGAACUUGAAAAUGGUUGUCUUAGUCAUUUUGAAGUUCUCACAGCUGUGGCAUACAGCCUAUUUGCUCGAGAGAGUGUUGAUAUCGCAGUUAUUGAGGCAGGACUAGGUGGAGCACGUGAUGCAACUAAUGUAAUUCCAAGGUCUACUCUUGCUGCUUCAAUCAUAACAUCAAUUGGUGAGGAACAUCUGGAUGCACUUGGAGGUUCCUUGGAAAGUAUUGCAGUUGCAAAAUCAGGAAUUAUUAAAGAUGGGCGACCAUUGGUUCUAGGUGGGCCAUUCCUUCCACAUAUUGAGCGUAUUCUUCGUGAUAAAGCAUGCUCCAUGUCUUCUCCUGUUGUGUCAGCAUCUGAUACUGGAAAUAGAAGUACUCUCAAAAGCCUUGACAGAAUGAGCGGCAGACCUUUCCAAUAUUGUGACUUGGUGCUUCAGAUUGAGAAAGAUCUUCAGUUGUUUAUUGAAUUAUUCAAUGUUAAGCUAUCCAUGCUUGGUCAUCACCAACUUAAAAACGCUUCAACUGCCACUUGUGCCGCACUAUGUCUUCGUGGUCAAGGAUGGGAAUUAUCAGAUGAAUCUAUUCGUGCUGGUCUAGAAAAUGCAUUUUUGAUUGGAAGAAGCCAAAUUUUGAUACAAAAUGAAGCUGAGAGGUUAGGACUAUCAGGAGCAACCAUACUGCUCGAUGGAGCUCACACCAAGGAAUCUGCUAGAGCUUUAGCCAACACCAUCGAGAUGGCAUUUCCGAAAGCAAGAUUAGUUCUAGUUGUUGCCAUGGCAAAUGACAAAGAUCAUUUGGGUUUUGCAAAAGAACUGCUUUCAGCUAGAUAUCUGGAGGCUGUGUUUUUUGCUGAAGCCAGCAUUGCUGGAGAAAAAUCUCGAACAGCAUCAGCAUCCUCAUUACGAGGCUCUUGGACCCAAGCAUCAAGGGAGCUGGGAAUUGAUAUUCGGGAUUACGUUAAUGAACCUGAGGUUAAGGAUCUAAAUCUUAAUCACGCUGAGAGAUCAGAACGCCAGCCCAUAUUAUUUGCUGAGGGAUCCUUAAUGGCCUCUAUCAAAGCUGGAGGUCAGAUGCUUGGGCCUGGUUCUGGAUGUCAAACUGGAGUCAUUGUAGUUACUGGAUCUCUGCAUAUUGUAGCAGCCGUGCUGGGCUCUCGACAGGGAUAAAGACAUUUAUUUGUCAUGAAUCAUGAAUAACUGACUGACUUUGUGUUA